AUGGCAUAUCAUACUAAUCUAUAUGUGAUUCAAAAAUGUAUUACUAGAUUUAAACCUACUGAUAUGCACGAAGUGAAACGUUUAAUCGGUAUUCAUAUCAUAAUGAGUAAUUUAAAAUAUCCACGUGUACGUUUGUAUCGGCAAAAACAUUUUGAAGUAAAUUUAGUUGCUCAAAAUAUGACCAGAGGCAGGUUUUUUUCUUUGCGUAAUAAUUUACAUAUCGUCGACAACAAUGAAAUUCCUAAUGGAAACAAAGACAAAUUUAUAAAAGUCAGGUCGUUGUAUACUGCUCUCCAAAAAAAAUGUAAUUGUCUACCAAUCGAAAGAAACUUGUGUGUCGACGAGCAGAUGGUUCCCUUCAAAGGGCAACUAUCUAUAAAACAAUAUAUGAAGGGAAAACCUAUUAAAUGGGGAGUAAAAGUUUUUCUAUUAUGUGUCAAAAGUGGGACGAUUUAUAAUAUUUUGCCGUUUCAAGGGUAUUAUGAAUUGGACCAAGACUUAAUAAAAACAGUUGGUUCUGGAGCUAGUGUUGUAUUGUAUCUUACGCAAAACGUGAAGCCAAAUCGAUAUUUUUUGUUUUUGGGUAAUUUUUUUUCUUCGUUUGGCUUAUUUGAAAGAUUACAACAACUUCAAAUUUAUGCUGCUGGGACAAUUCGAACAAAUUGGUUUGCUAACCCACCAUUGUUGAGUGACAAAGAAAUGCGUAAACUGGGCAGAGGAACCACAUUCGAGGUAUCAACUGAUGUACCUGGCUGUAAUAUUGGCAUUGUAAAAUGGUUCGACAAUAAAGCAGUAAAUUUAGGGUCAAAUUUCUCAGCCUCUGGUGAAGUAGACCGUGUAACUCGUUGGGACAAAAAAAAAAACGGUUUGUUGAUAUUGAAAGGCCCGAAAUAG
Molecule: messenger RNA, 894 nt
Organism: Diuraphis noxia (Russian wheat aphid)
Lineage: Eukaryota; Metazoa; Arthropoda; Insecta; Hemiptera; Aphididae
Product: piggyBac transposable element-derived protein 3-like
Source: RefSeq, a predicted model, not a curated record